AUGCCAGAGCAAGCAAGCUGCAAACAAAAAAAGGAACAGUCAGACAGAAAAAAGCAGAAAAAAAGGGCUGGCCCAGAGGAAAAAACAGAAGAGACUAAUCAGCCCUUUGAGGGGGACCGCACACUGGCACAAGCCAUACAUUUCAUGUCAGACAGCCUUGUAGCUCGUGAAUUUGCCUAUGCUGUCACUGAUGGCAACACUGAAUGGGUAUACAAGCACUUGAAAGUGAUAGUAUUCAGUUUUGCAGGUUCCUUGCACACAAAUCCUAAACUACGAGAUGCCAUCUUGAAAAACUGGCUGGUUAACUUGAAGGGAAUGCCUGAAUCCUUUUGUGGUGCCGGUGACUUAUUGCAAGAGCACUACAACCUCCUCCUUCAAGAAUUCUUGGUCCAUAUUGAUAUUCUGUGGGAUGCUCAAAUGAAGAAGGAUAUGCUGACAAGUUUGGGACUUGCCCACCGCACAAACAAAGAACCUGAGCCUCAUAAUAACCCCAAAAUAGAAACAUUACUUCAAACCUACUGUGAAACCGAGCUUCACUUCUUAUGGCAACAAAGAGAUUAUGGGGAAUGUGAAGUAUGCAAUUUUGAAAGAGGCAUAAAAAAGCUAGCACAUGGGAGACUCAAAAAGUGGAUUGACAAGACAACCAAGUCUUGUGGCUUGAUGGUUGGCAUACAGAAAGUACACAAUGGUGGAGAUAGAAAUAGAAUGGAGGCUCAAACUGCACCAACAGAAGAGCAGUGGAGUAGCAAGAGUGAUGCUGAAAGUGAAAUUGAGGAAGAACAUGAGUUUUUACAAGACUUGCCUAACCUUGAUUAUGCUGAUGAUGAGGAAGAUGAGCACACUGCUGUACUGCAGAUAAACAAGUUAGGAAGUGAUGGUGAGGAUGUAGGGGAUGAAGACACUGAUAUUGAUGACAAGGGUAACUAG
Molecule: messenger RNA, 927 nt
Organism: Serpula lacrymans var. lacrymans S7.9
Lineage: Eukaryota; Fungi; Basidiomycota; Agaricomycetes; Boletales; Serpulaceae
Exons: 4
Coding region: 1-927 (308 amino acids)
Source: RefSeq, a predicted model, not a curated record